AUGAGCCCGCGACACACGUCCAUCGCCGAUGGCAGCGACACGAUGAGCCCUCCCAAUGACUCGGGUGGGAACGCAAAUGCGAACCAGAAGCGCAAGGGCGACGACGGGGCAGCGCAGCCACGGGCAAAGCGCAACCGCUACAUCAGCAUCGCGUGCAAUGAGUGCAAGCGGCGCAAGAUCAAGUGCAACGGGCAGACGCCCUGCCAGCGCUGCGGCAACCUCAGCCUCGAGUGCCAGUAUGCGCCCAACUGCUGCAACAACUUCAAGGAGAGCGACGAGUUCAAGCAGAUGUCGGCGCACAUUGCCUCGCUGCAGCAGCAGGUCGACGACCUCUUCCACAACCUCAGCGCCCUGCGCACCCACAUCGACGUCCACGGCCAUGCCAACGCCAACGCCGACGCCAACACCAACAUCAACACCAACGGCUCCAUUGGCACGCCCUGUACCCAGCACGAAUACUCGCCCAUGCUCCCCCCAUCUUCUGUGCGCUCGAGGACCAAGUCCUUCACCAAGUACCCCCGCUUCCACGGCCCUACAGCCAAUGCCUUCAACCUGGGCGUGGCGCGCUCGAGCCUCAAGACCAUGGGCAUCACCGCCGCCGACGACGCCGAAGACGAGGACGUCGCCACCAACGACCCUGCCCUGAGGGCAUCGCCCCCUUCCGCCCACGCCUUCAUACCCAACGCCCCUCUACACGCAGACAAGGACCCCAUAUGGUCCAUCUCCAAGCAAGAGGCGCUCAGACUGGUGCAUGUCUGGCAUGAAGAGCAGGGCAUCAUGUACCCCAUCCUGGACAUGGACAAGGUGCUGCGCUACGCCGAGAUGCUGUUCUCUUUUGUCGAAGCAGCUGCACGGUCGGGUCUGAUGCAGGGUGGCCUGCCCGGCGCCGACGCAAUCAUGGACAAUCAGACGAGCGUGUUGAAGCUGGUGCUCGCCAUAACCCUGGUCAUGGAAGGAGGCGGGAAAGACGCCUUGGGGGAGAGGCUGUUCGAGAACGUGCAAAAGGUCAUCGAGCGCAUAUUGUCUGAGCCCGUGAGCCUGCAGAGCAUCAGUCUCUUGACGCUGGCGGGUAUGUACCACUUCACGCGCGACGACGAAGGUUUGGCCUGGCGCAUGAUUGGUCUCGCAGCUCGACACUGUCUCGAACUCGGACUCCACCGCCGCGAGACGUACGCCACCCAGUUCCCAGAUCCAGAUGAGCAGGCAUCAGCCAUACGCAUUUUUUGGUCCGUCUACAUCCUCGAUCGAAGAUGGAGUCUGGGAACCGGCAUGCCUUUUGCCCUGCAAGACGCGGAUCUGGAUCACAACCUGCCGAAGCCUGACGUGUCCACACACACAUCAACCCCCUAUCUAAAUGCCAUGAUAUCCUACUCGGCCAUUGGCAGCAAAGUCUGGAAGUCCGUCGCCAGCACCUCGGAUGCCGCCUCACCCUCGGAUGACAAGAUCUGCAAAGAAGAUAUAUCCUUCCUCGACUUCCAAGUCCUCAACUGGCACCGUUCCAUCCCAGAACCGCUCAAAUUCAAGCACCCGGACUCGCAAAUACACCACUCAGCCUCCGAACCCCCUCUCCGCGUCCUGCACCGCCUGCAAAUUCUGCUCUACCUGCGCGCGAAUCAAAUGCGCAUCCUCAUUUACCGCCCAGUCCUGCACACAGCCACCACGAUACUGAGCCACCUCGACUUUGCACACAUUGUGGUCAAGGUAGCUAAAGACACGAUCCGUAUCUUGACUUUUGUCAACCAAACCUCGGACAUCUACCGAUGCCAACAAACAAUGUUCAACUACUUCCUCAUCAGCGCCCUCGCCGUCCUCUUCCUUGCCGUUGCCCACGCCCCUGCCGAAUUCUCCUCGCAAUGCCGCGAUGAAUUCUACAUGGCACUUGACCUGGUACGCGGCCUCAGCGGCGCCUCACACGUCAGCAAACGUCUAUGGCGCACAGUGCGCACGCUGAAAGAAGUCGGGCCUCGGCUGGGUCUUGUUUCGCACGAGCAGUUGCUGCUACACAAUGACGAGCACUCAGACGCCGCGGUUGCCAUGGCGGGGCUUGCUGGCCACCCGGUCGACGGAAUGGCGCUGUACAACCAGCGCCCUGGACACGCGGGUGCGAGUGCGAAUCCAAACACGCUUGCAAACGGAGGCCACACGCACACGCACCCCGCCGCCCUCGACACCCCGCACGGCAUGGCGCUGGAUCUGACCACACUCUUCGAAGCCGCGGGCAGUACUUUCAAUCUGAAUGGCUUCGAUGGCGGCAUGAGCCCUGGCUUGCGGAAUGGCGAUCCUGCGUAUGAGACUUCACCUCAGAGUCAAAACCCGAAUCAAAAUUCACAUGGCCAGGAAAACGACGAGCUGGCGCGGAUCAUGCAGGAUUUGUUCUGA
Messenger RNA from Ascochyta rabiei, 2379 nucleotides. RefSeq lists its product as uncharacterized. The coding region runs from base 1 to 2379 and encodes 792 amino acids. NCBI's taxonomy places the organism in Eukaryota, Fungi, Ascomycota, Dothideomycetes, Pleosporales, Didymellaceae. The transcript is spliced from 3 exons. The record is from RefSeq and is a predicted model, not a curated record. Gene Ontology annotation, molecular function: zinc ion binding; RNA polymerase II cis-regulatory region sequence-specific DNA binding; DNA-binding transcription factor activity, RNA polymerase II-specific. Gene Ontology annotation, cellular component: nucleus. Gene Ontology annotation, biological process: DNA-templated transcription; positive regulation of transcription from RNA polymerase II promoter by galactose.